AUGAAGCUGCUCUACCUAGCGCUAUUCUCGCUCGCUUCCCUUGUUCGCGCAGAUGACGUCGAUGUUGGAAUUGUGUGCCCCCUCGCUGUAGACGAUGCCUUUGUCUGCCCAAAACUCUGUCUCCCAACGACUACAAAGACUAUUACAGUCACACCUACAUCGACAUAUUACCCACCCUGCCCAACGAGAAUAUUCACCAUCGACCCUAUUCCAGCUCAGACACUCAAUGCGAGGGCAUCUAUCCGCCCUGUUCCGUACGUAUUCCAUCUAGGUUUCGGUGGUAAACCUGCUCGGCUGCAACGACCAAGGGAUGCGAUUGUAUGUCCUCCUAUGCGUCUACCGAAGAAGGAUGCCAUAACCACGGUUACGGCCGUCACGACGAUACUUGCCCCAUGCGGAACGCAAAUAUACACCGUUGAUCCUGCAGGACCCACUAUUGCCGCACGGUAUGCAUUGACUAUUACUACUCUCUCGUAUGUUUCUCAGGCGAACGUGCCCUCCCUCGACAUCAAGGACGCAGACACUAGCAUGCCGCUUUUGCAUGAUGGCUCACAUCACCCUUACGCGUAUGCAUACGACGACCAAGCUAGUCACAGAGGUGGCUACCCCAACGGACAUUCGUCACUGCCCGCUGCAGACAGCCAAAUAGGCCUACAUCACUCUUCGAUAGAAAUUAAUACAAUAUUUUGGCUCUCCUUUGAGUAUGAAGGACUCCAUAGAUGCGAUACCUGA
Molecule: messenger RNA, 732 nt
Organism: Serendipita indica DSM 11827
Lineage: Eukaryota; Fungi; Basidiomycota; Agaricomycetes; Sebacinales; Serendipitaceae
Source: the annotation of a GenBank genome assembly